AUGAGAAGGAGGGCUCUUCUAGACGAAUUGAGAUCUUUGGAAAUCGUUGGACAGGCAAUUCCACUUUGUGAAGACAGUGGAUUAGCUUGGAGAAGAAGACAAUGCCUAGCUGGAACUGAAGUAUGUUGGUGUGUAACGCGAUACGGAAGAAGAUUGACAGGAAAAGAAAGUAAAGAUGAGAAAGGGUGUGAAACUGUGAGAAGGAAACAAGAGAAUCUAGCACUGAAAGCAGCUGCAUUAUUGAGGGAACAAAAGGAGAGAGAAGAGACCUGCAAGAGUGUGUCACCAGGCGAAUGCCCCCUGCCUCUCAACACCUCCAUAACUACUUUAACCCGGUGCUUAUGCGAUUCUGAAUGCGAAGCCGGAACAAAAUGUUGUCCUGGUUCCAUCACUAACCCUAACUACCACGCUUGCUUACCAUCUCUAACAAAAAUAAUGAAUGAACCUAUUUCUAAUGAAAUAAACCCAACAAUAUCUAUGGUUUGUGGUGCAAAUGAACAGUACUCCGCUUGCUACUCAUCUUGUCAGCCAUCGUGCCAAGACCCGUCAACUCCUGCAUGUCCAGCUCCCGGAUGUCAACAAGGAUGUAUUUGUCUUCCAGGAUACAUCCGUCGUGAUAGCUCUCCUCGAUCAGCGUGUGUUCCACGAGCAUUGUGUCAAGCAUACGAUCUGACCAUUAGAUGUGCAGAUGAACGUCGUCAAUAUCAAACAUGUGGAAGUGCGUGUCCUAUAAGUUGCGCGACAAGAAAUCAACCAAGAUGUAAUGAAAGAUGUGUCACUGGAUGCUUCUGCAAAAUUCCAUUUAUUUUGGAGAAUGCUGAUGAUCCACUACAUUCAAGGUGUAUCUUGCCAUCCGAGUGUCCUGAAAUACCAACUCCGGCUCCUGAGAUAGUCGAACAAUUUGUACAAAGAAAUCCUCAAAUGGUUGGAACUUUUGGGAAUACAAACAUUCAGUAUCCGACGACUCCUCGCACUACUCAGUCUCCACCAACACUUCCAACUGUUUCCACGACAAGAAGCUUCGGAACAACUCCACAUCAAAAACUUCCAACUUUGAUUCCGGAGCAACAUUGUGAACAUCCAUUGAAAAACUAUCAAAGUUGUGGAAGUAAAUGCCCAGCAUCUUGUGAUCGUCCAUUGUCACAAGCAGCUUCACUCGAUUGUGCACUCUCUUGUGAACCUGGAUGUUUCUGUAGAUUACCAUACGUUCUCGCUGAUUCGAAAGAUCCGAACUCUACAUGUAUUCUUCCUCAACUAUGUCCAAGAAAGUCGAUUCCUCCAUCCACUGCCAGUCUUCCUGCAACACAAUCUUGUCCAGAUCCACGGAAAGAAUGGAGUCAGUGUGGAGCUCUCCACUGCUCCAGGUCUUGUACCAACCCUCUCGGUCGUUGUGGUGCUGGACAAUGUUUUGCUGGAUGUGUUUGCCGUCAGCCAUAUGUUCUUCUUCAUCCGAAUGAUCCAACUUCGAGAUGUGUUCUACCUGCAGAAUGUGAUCGUGGAUGUGAAGAUGAGACAAAGGAGUUCAUGACUUGUGGAAGUUCUUGUCCAAUGGGAUGCGAUAAUCGUCAUCCCAAGAACUGUGCACCCUGCCAAACUGGAUGUUUCUGUAAAAAUGGAUUGGUUUUCGAAAAUUCUGCUACCUGGCAUACAUCGAAAUGUAUCAGAAUAGAUGAGUGUCCAGCAGAGGAGGAAACAACGACUGAACCGACAACAACAAUUACAGUUUCAACCACUCCAGAUACAACUCUUCCGCCUGCAACUACAGUAAUCGCACAACUCGCCGAAACUCGAGGACACACUUUUUCAUCUGAUUCUGAUCUUCUCGCUCUCAAACCUACAGUAUCUCAAUCUGAAUGCCCUGCCACAACAUUCGAUGUAGGUGGUCGUGGAUGUAAUUCUGAUAUGGAUUGCCCAGUUGAACAAAGAUGUUGUCGACCAAUGAUAGUAUCGCUUGGAGUGAAUCCCCAGCGGUGUGUAUGUCCAGAUAAACAUGCUGUAUGGUCUUCUUGUGGGACUCUUUGUCCAGAAUAUUGUGGUCAGCCAUCGAUUCCAGUGUGUUCUGGUACUUGUAGUGCCGGAUGUCAUUGUGCUCCAGGAUUUGUAAGAGCAAGGAAUGAUGUGACUGCUCCGUGUGUUCCAAGAGAAAGCUGUCUGAGUUCUCUGGGAUCGACGACAACUAAUCGAAUGAGGAUAUCUCCAGUGGCUGCAAGUAUGGAUGAACCAAUGAGAUUCGCAACAAUCAGAGAGAUUACACCACAUGAUCCGUGGAUGGAUGAUGUUAUAGCCGUUGCUAUUCUUCUGACUCGAGAGGGAACUCAAAUCGGACGCUUUACAUUCUCCCAACUGACUACAACAGCUCUUCGAAUUCACGGAGAAGUAUAUACACUUCCACUCGGUCGACAUGCUGUUGUACUUCAUCAAUUCGGAGAUUCAUCAGAAGGAUGUUCUCGGGUCGGCGCUCCAUUCUCUAAAUCUCUCAGCCCAUCAUUAGGUGAUAUAACUGAGACUGGGAAAUUCGAUCGGAUUGUUGAUUGGCCGGUUGCCGAUGUUGUUGGGAGAGCUGUUGUUAUCUAUUCAUUCUCGACGUCGGAAUGGAGUUUGAGAACGCAUUUCGGAGAGAAACCGUUGGCGUGUGGAACAAUUGGAAUUGCAAAAGUCGCUCGUUAA
This is a messenger RNA of Caenorhabditis remanei, 2667 nucleotides long. RefSeq lists its product as uncharacterized. The record is from RefSeq and is a predicted model, not a curated record. Lineage: Eukaryota; Metazoa; Nematoda; Chromadorea; Rhabditida; Rhabditidae. Gene Ontology annotation, molecular function: metal ion binding. The transcript is spliced from 9 exons. Gene Ontology annotation, biological process: superoxide metabolic process. Bases 1 to 2667 code for a protein of 888 amino acids.